AAGAAUACGAAAUUGAAACAGUUUUUAGUGCGUUUUUGAAAACGUUUGAUCACCGCAAAUCGUUUGCCAAAGUGCCACAAAGUGUUUGCCGUACAAAGCAAAAGUUAAGCCACAAAGUCGCCUGUUAAAAGUUGCAAGUGAAUCUCUUUUUUUGUGAUUUAAUUACACGCUCGUCGAAGUUUUCGCAAACAAAAAUAUAUAAAAUGGCUUUCAAGGUUAUUUUCGUUCUUGCCGCUUUGGUUGCCUGCGCGCAUGCCAGACCCGGUGGCCCCGCUGCCUACUCCAUCUCCGCGCCCAGCGUGGAUCAUGCCUCUGUGGGCAGCUCGCAGGAGCACACCGUCAAGGGUCACUACGGCCAGUCGUCGCAGUCGGACUACUCCAGCGCCGUGCAGACUGCGCAUUCGCAAUCGCACGUGCAGCGCUCAAGCAUCAGCAAUGACGCCGGACUGGCGCCACAUGUCGGUGGUCAUAUCAUCGCCGCCGCCGCGCCCAUCGCUCACGCAUAUGCCGCGCCGGCCGCCUACGCCGCGCAUGCCUACACCGCUCCAGCCGCCGCCACCAUCAGUCACGGCUACGCGGCGCCCGCUUUGACUUUGGCACACUCUGCUCCGGCUCUCUCGCAUGGCAUCGCCUACGCCGCACCGGCUGCGAGUUAUCACGCUCCCGCUUACAGCUACCAAGCUCCCGCUAUUCAGUAUGCUGCUGCCACUGCGCCCGCCUAUGGUCAUUAUGCCGCCGCUCCUGCCGCUCUCUCGCAUAGCUAUGUCGCUGCUGCACCCGCCGCCACUUUGAAAUACGCUUCGGCACCGGCUUAUGUAGGACCCGCACUACUUGGACACGCUAGCUUGGCACAUGGUUUACCACUCGCUGCACCAGCCUUGGCACCGCUCGCCGUUAAGACCCUCGCCGCACCCGCUUUAGUGCAUACCGCCGUUGCUGGACAUGGAGUGCAUUACGGUUACUAAGCGAAAGGGACACACAGAACAGGAGCUUGAGAGUAGGAGUGAGUGAGAGAGCAGCAGUGGAGUGAGAUGGAGAUGGAAGCGUUCAAAGCGCGUUGGUUGUGCGCCAACGCCAACAUCGUGAAACUAAAUAACAACAAAAAACAAAAAAAUAAUAAUAACUAAAAUAAAAAAAACAGUUAUAAGCAUAAAAAAGAAACAAAGCAAAGAUGUAAAUAAGAAAAGAAGAAAACAAAAUGAUAACAUUAUUAUAUGUAGGAUAACAGCAGGAAAUUACAACAAGAACAACAGCACAAAACGAUACCGACAACAACAACAGUAGCAGCAACAACAACAACAAACAGCACAACAAUGAAUAACAAUUAAAACAACACACACGCAAAUGCAAAAACCAAAAAAAAAAAACACGAAAAGAGACGACGCAAAAAAUGAGCGAGUAUGUGUGGCAAGUAGCAAGCGGAAGCGGAAGCGCUGGCAAAAAACAGGUGGGAGACGAAAAAAGCGCAUGCAUAAUUUGUAAAUAACUUUCGCUAUUAUAUUUUGCGUGUAAAAAUGUGGCAACAACAACAACAAACACCUACAACACAGCCACAAGCCAUGUACGCGGCUGCGGCAGUCAAUAUAUGCGCUUUACAGCAGUGUAAGCCACAGCGCCUAAAAGUAUGCAGCGAAAAACUACAAUAGUCCACCGCGCUCCAUCCUCGCUUUUGCCUGAAUUUUCGAUUUUCAUUAUUCGAUUGUCUUCCGCUGUGAUUUGCAUUUAAUUCCACGAAAUUCCGCGCAACAAUGUCAUUUCAUGCAACAACGCCUUAAUACUUGCGAAUAUACACUCGUGCAUAUUCCACUUCCUUUGUAUGUGUAUUCAUAUGUGUUCGUGUGUGUGUGUGUGCAUCCUCCGAACAUCACACCAAUUCAUUCAUUGUUAUUCUCUCCAUUUACGUUUUAUACUCUAUGUAUGUGUAAGUUGUUUUUAUCGCGGUUAAAUUUUAGUUUUUCAUUUGAAUUUUUAUUUUGGUUUUGUUUGUCAAAUAAUAAUGAAUACAUAAACACUUAAAUCACUUUCUCUACACAAUGCGCAUUUCUCAGCUUUGUUUGCGUUUUCAAUUUGUAUAUUAUUGUCUAAUAAUAUUGUACGAAUUUAUAUACGAAAAUAUGAAAUGUUAAAAUAAAGCGAAUGCUAAUGCUGUGGAAUAAGUCAA
This is a messenger RNA of Zeugodacus cucurbitae (melon fly), 2161 nucleotides long. Its product is annotated as cuticle protein 16.5. The record is from RefSeq and is a predicted model, not a curated record. NCBI's taxonomy places the organism in Eukaryota, Metazoa, Arthropoda, Insecta, Diptera, Tephritidae. The coding region runs from base 204 to 965 and encodes 253 amino acids. The transcript is spliced from 5 exons.